AUGGCUUUAUUGGCAACCCAUAAGCAACAAAGACCUGCCCAGACGCGGUUUGGUAAUGGCUUUUUUGUAUGGAAGGAACCAAUUUAUAAUCUUGAUAGCGAUGAGCUUGAGGCUGAAUGUGAUGUGAAUGUCAAAGAUCAGGUCAAUGUCGAAGUCGAAGAUAGAGUGAAUGUGAUUUCUUCUUCGAGUAGUGGUCCGUUGGAGCCAUUUAUUGGUAUGGUAUUUGAGGAAGUUGAAGACGCCCAAGCAUUUUAUAAGGCAUAUGCAAGGCGACAAAGAUUUGUAAUCCGGACGAAUCAUAAUCGAUUGUUGAAAGAUGAUAAAACUCUUUGUGCAGUAGACUAUGUUUGUACAAUGGAAGGAUUUCGACGGAGUAGUCAAAAAGACACGGAUCGAAUAAUCCCUGAACCUAUUGAGACAAAGAUUAGAUGUAAAGCAAUAAUGGGAAUAAAGAAAGAUGGUGAAAAAUGGAUAGUGAACAAGUUUGUGGUUGGAAAUAAUCAUAUUUUACUUAUACCGAGAAGUACUAGUUUCCUUCGUGAACAUAGGGGAGUUACUAAAGUACAAAAAAAACUUAUUAUUACCUUGAAUGAGUCCAGUGUACCGAUACGGAAGAUAAUGUCGAUGUUGAGUAAAGAUUCAGGUGGUGACUUUAAUAUCGGUUGUAUUGGUAAGGAUGUAGAAAAUUACAUGAGAAGCCAAAGAAGAAAAGUAUUUGAAGAUGGGGAUGCACAAAGGUUAUAUUCAUACUUUCUUGAUCGACAACUCAAAGAACUUGGAUUUGUGUUCUCCAUGCAAGUUGAUAAUGAUGGGUGUAUGGGAAGUUGUUUUUGGACUGAUGCGCGAUCAAGAGUUGCAUACCAAUAUUUUGGAGAUAUUGUUACAUUUGAUGCCACUUACCUUACCAAUAUUUAUAAAAUGCCAUUUGUGUCAUUUUCUGGAGUUAAUCAUCAUCAUCAGACCAUAAUGUUUGGGUGUGCCUUGUUAGUUAAUGAAACGGCGGAAUCAUAUACAUGGUUACUGAGAACAUGGCAAGAGGCAAUGCUUGGACGUGCCCCUUCAACGAUAAUUAUCGAUGAUGACAAGGCGAUGACUAAGGCAAUUAUUGAAGUACUCCCGAAUACAACUCAUAGGUUGUGCUUGUGGCACAUUUUACAAAAGUUUCCCGAACACUUAGCCUAUGUAUAUAACAAAUUUCCGGACUUCCAAAAAUAUUUUGGUCAUUACAUCCAUGAGACAAUUACUACCGAUGAAUUUGAGCAAGAAUGGGCUUUGAUUGUGGUGAAGUAUGACCUAGGAGAAAAUAUUUGGCUGCAAAAUCUUUAUAGCCGACGGGAUAAUUGGGUACCGGCCUACUUGCGUUCGACAUUUUGUGCUGGUAUGUCAACAACUCAGAGGAGUGAAAGCAUGAACAAAUUUUUUAAAGAUUAUGUUCAUUCAAGCAUUAUGGUUAGUGACUUUGUGCAUCAAUAUGAAAAAGCAAUAGAUGCACGUUACUUUAAAGAGAAAGAGAAGGAUGUGCGGACAAAAUCUACGCAGGCAAUAAUGAAGACACCUUUUAAAAUUGAAGAGGAGGCGGCAAUGUUAGCAGAAAAACACAAUCACUUCACACUUGCAUUGGAGAAUGUUCAUAAAGAGUUGCUUGCAAUGGAUGAACUUGACGGCGAGGAGAAGCUAAUAAUUUUGACUCAGCGGAGGAACAGCUGGGGACGGGUUGCGCUAGCUCUUGCCAUGGCUAAAGGGAUAGAUCUGUUCUCUCAGCAGCUUGUCGAACAGGUAACCCUGGUAAAGGAAACUCAGAAGUCCCAGCAGAAACUUCUUGAUGAGCUUGUGCAACAUAUGAGUAACCUCACUUCCAGCUUCGACUCUUUCACCCGAAUGCAGUCCAAGACUCAAGAUAUCAACUCUUCCGAAGGUUCGGCUUUUGAAGGCAAAUUAGGAUCAUGCAUUCAGAAGGAAAAUUGA
Molecule: messenger RNA, 1965 nt
Organism: Juglans microcarpa x Juglans regia
Lineage: Eukaryota; Viridiplantae; Streptophyta; Magnoliopsida; Fagales; Juglandaceae
Product: protein FAR1-RELATED SEQUENCE 5-like
Exons: 5
Coding region: 1-1965 (654 amino acids)
Source: RefSeq, a predicted model, not a curated record